AGACCGUUAACAUUAAGUUUAAGUCGCGUUGAUUCGGUAUUUGUUCUUCUUUGAAAUGAAAAAUUAAUAAUUUGUAAAAAAUUGUACGUUUUAUAUUAAAAAAGAAUUUUAUAAUGGAAAACUUCAACUUUCCUAAUUUGAAAAUGUACAACAACAGCAGAAAUAUAUCCGGUAUUAAAAAUUUAGCCGAAAGUGUUCCAGCGGAAAUUUUACACAUGAUAGAUCCAUAUUGGUAUCAGUAUCCUCCAAUGGAACCAAUGUGGUUUGGAAUAAUUGGUUUCGUUAUCACAGUGCUUGGUGUUAUGUCAUUAAUCGGGAACUUUGUAGUUAUUUAUGUUUUUACAUCGUCCAAACCGCUUCGCACCUCUUCGAACCUUUUCGUUGUCAAUUUAGCUGUGUCUGAUUUCUGUAUGAUGUUUACAAUGUUUCCACCAGUUGUUUUAAAUGGAUUUUAUGGAACUUGGAUUCUUGGACCUUUCUUAUGUGAACUGUAUGGGCUUUUUGGUUCACUAUUUGGCUGUGUAUCAAUUUGGACAAUGACAAUGAUUGCUCUUGAUCGAUACAAUGUUAUUGUGAAGGGUAUUACUAAAGCACCAUUGUCUAUAAAAGGAGCUAUACUUCGUUUGGCAUUCGUAUGGUUUGUUUGUGGAUGUUGGGCUCUUGUACCUUUAUUUGGAUGGAACCGAUAUGUUCCAGAGGGAAAUAUGACUGCAUGUGGAACAGACUAUUUUGCUAAGGAUUGGUUUAACAGAUCUUACAUAAUAGUAUAUUCAACAUGGGCGUAUGUGAUCCCUUUAACACUCAUCAUUUUUUCGUACUACCACAUAUUGAAGUCUGUACGAGAUCAUGAAGCUGCUAUGAGGGAACAAGCGAAAAAAAUGAAUAUUCAGUCUUUUCGAAAUGCUGACGACAAGGCGAAAUCUGUUGAAAUCAAACUGGCCAAAGUUGCGCUAUGUACAAUUGCAUUGUGGUUUCUUGCAUGGACUCCAUAUUCAAUAAUUAACUACGCAGGAAUUUUCAAUUCACUUAAUUUGUCACCAUUAAGCACUAUUUGUGGGUCAGUGUUUGCAAAGGCAAAUUCUGUUUGCAACCCUAUUGUUUAUGGAUUGAGCCACCCAAAGUAUAAACAGGUAUUAAGGGAAAAAAUGCCAUGGCUAAUAUGCGCUGACCCUCCGAGCACAGCAUCAGAUUCAAAAACCCAGGCUACCACAGAGAUAAUGGAAACUACAGCGUAAUUUUGGAUAGUUUUAAUUGAACUUUUGCGAGCUUAACUAUUAUUGAAAAACAAAUUACCGCGACGAUGUGAUCAAACGAAGUUCCUUAGUUUUACUUAAGGUUCAACUCUUAAAAAGUCUAAAAGUGGAUAAUAGGAACAAACUAUAAUCAUCUUACAGGAUUUUUAAUUAUAUUUUUAAAUUGAACAUAAAAACCUCACAAAUUUCUUUUACAUAUCUUAUAAAAAAAAUAUUUUUUUUAUUAAAAUUUAAUAAAAAUUUCGAUUCUUAAAAGAAACAAAUUA
This is a messenger RNA of Eupeodes corollae, 1519 nucleotides long. RefSeq names its product opsin Rh6. Gene Ontology annotation, cellular component: membrane. The transcript is spliced from 3 exons. Gene Ontology annotation, biological process: G protein-coupled receptor signaling pathway; visual perception; phototransduction. Gene Ontology annotation, molecular function: G protein-coupled receptor activity. Lineage: Eukaryota; Metazoa; Arthropoda; Insecta; Diptera; Syrphidae. The record is from RefSeq and is a predicted model, not a curated record. The coding region runs from base 114 to 1235 and encodes 373 amino acids.